AUGAAUUUUGUCCACCGUAGUUUUGAAGAUAAACUUGCACGAUUACUAUGCAUCAAUUAUUUUCACCAACAAGAACAUUUUCACGUCGGAAACUUCAUUCGACAGCUCCUUUCAAAUCCAUCUCUAUCCCUUCCGAAUGAUGAUCUACUAGCAAUAACAACUAAUGCACAAAUACCAGUAACGAACGGCUCAAAAAUCACUCGAAAAGUAAUGAUAUUCACACGCACAUCGUCCUAUGUUGUUGGACUUCGUGAUCAGGCAAGUCAUGAAGUAUUUGGCGAUUUAAAUAUCAAUGAAUAUACUGAUAAUUUCAAUCAUAUUGAUAUACUCAAUUUGGUUGUAAUUGAAAAUUCAGUGAAGUUAGAAGAACGAUUUCAAAAGUUUGAAAACGAUAAAGAAAAGAAAGUUCUUCUUAUUGUGAUCAAUGCUCGAAUUACUCAUCAACGAUUGCAUAUUCCAUACAUUCGACAAUUGAUCGACAAAAGUGAUUAUUCCUGCAAUAUUUUAAACAAAACCCAAGAGAAAUAUUUCUUACUACUCGUUCAUUCACCUGCCCAAGAACUUUAUCAUC
Messenger RNA from Adineta ricciae, 571 nucleotides. NCBI's taxonomy places the organism in Eukaryota, Metazoa, Rotifera, Eurotatoria, Adinetida, Adinetidae. The record is from the annotation of a GenBank genome assembly.